AUGGACGCGACCCCCGCGAUCCCCGUGAGCGUCCGCCACGCGCCGCGCGAGCUCGCCAGCCUCCCCGCGGAGCUGCUCCUCCUCAUCGCCGGCUUCGUCCCCAGCGGGCAGGACCUCUCCGCGCUGUCGCGGACGAACCGGCGGCUGUACGGCUCCCUGCUGCGGUACCGCUACCGGCAGGGCGUGCGGGCCCACGGCACGUCGCUCGUGACGUGGGCGAUCCGGCGCCGGCGGACGGGCACGGUGCGCGAUGCCGUGGCGGCCGGGGGCGUGGCGGCCACGACGUGCCCACAUCCGGCGUGCGCCGUGCCGAGCCCGCUGGAGCUCGCGGCGCAGUACAACUUUGAGGAGCUGGUGGCGCUGCUGCUGGGCGCGCGAGAUGGCGGCGAUGCCGGCGAUGGUGAUGGCGACGGAGGACGAGGAGGGCGAGGACAAGGAGAAGGGGAAAGCGAAGGAGACGGCGGAGGAAUCAACGUCAACGCCCGCUCGGCCAAGGGCCAGGCCGCGCUGUGCUGGGCAGCGGCGCACCGCAACGCCGAGCUCGCGCGCAUGCUCCUCCGCGUGCAGGGCAUCGACCUCGAGACGCGGGACCCCUACGGGCGCACUCCCCUGGCCAUCGCGGCGGGCCACGGCGACGCGGCGCUCGUGGAGGUGCUGCUCGCGCACGGGGCCGACGCCAACAGCCCGCUGCUGCCUGCCCCCGCGUGCGGCGGUGGCGACGGCGGCGAUGAUGCCUCAGCGGGGGUCGUCGUCGAUGCGGCCAUCGAGGCGGUGGUCUCGCGGCUGCUCAAGGACCGGGGCGCGGUGGACGCCGCGGCGAGGCUGAUGAGGGAGAACGCUCCGGGCCGGUACUACGACUCGUGCAGCGUGCCGCUGCUGCUGGCCGUGGGGUCGGGCCAUGGGGCUAUUGCGCGGGUGCUGGUUGCGCAUGGCGCGCACUUGCACCUGGGGAUGGAGAUGGAGAUGGGAGGAGGAGGAGGGAGAAGGGGUGACGACGGGUGCCGGUGUAGUGAGAUGUACGCGUAG
Molecule: messenger RNA, 1026 nt
Organism: Purpureocillium lilacinum
Lineage: Eukaryota; Fungi; Ascomycota; Sordariomycetes; Hypocreales; Ophiocordycipitaceae
Molecular function (GO): protein binding
Source: RefSeq, a predicted model, not a curated record